Messenger RNA from Papilio machaon (common yellow swallowtail), 1458 nucleotides. Its product is annotated as dynein axonemal assembly factor 4. Gene Ontology annotation, biological process: cilium movement; inner dynein arm assembly; outer dynein arm assembly. Gene Ontology annotation, molecular function: protein binding. The record is from RefSeq and is a predicted model, not a curated record. NCBI's taxonomy places the organism in Eukaryota, Metazoa, Arthropoda, Insecta, Lepidoptera, Papilionidae. Bases 136 to 1458 code for a protein of 440 amino acids. The transcript has 3 exons.
UUUAUAGGUUUUAUGGACAGCAUUAAAGAAAAUGAUUGAUCAAUAACAAAUGUACAAUCACCUUGGUAACAGUUAUUGACUUGUUUCAGUCAAAAAAACAGAAAACCUAAUUUUUAUUAACAGAUUUUCACAAAAAUGCCUAUUCUAGUGAAAGAUUUUACGUGGACACAGUCCCCUACUAAUUUGCAGAUCAAAAUACCCUCGAAGUCGACGAAUAAAAAUAACAUUGACGUAUUCACAACAGAUACGUACAUUAAGAUACAUUUUAAUCCAUUCCUUUUUGAGAUAUUUUUACUACAUGAUGUCGACAACGAACGAAGUAAGUGUAUAGUGCAAGAAGAAUCAAUAGUACUAGAGCUAAUUAAAAAGAAGCAAAACGACUGGGAGUGCCUUGAAAAAUCUUUAACAAAAGAAGAGAAAAAAGAACUGCGUCAAAAAAUACUCGAGAAAUGUCAAGAAGAAGCGAAAGAAAAAGCUGAACAAAAGUCCAUAAAGAAGAGUGAAAUGGAUAGGUUUACAGUGCAAAAGGCAAUGGAGAUUGAUUCACAACAGCAUGCAUUAAUGGAUUCAAGGAGAGACGCAGAACGGAACAAAGCGAUGAACGAGAUACAGCACUGGAACGAUUCCCUUAAAUAUAUAAACCCUAGUAAAAAGGCUCCGAAAAAUACAAAUAGUAUUUGGCCUCACAACAUUAAGAAAAAUGAAAACAGUGUCAAAAUUGUCGAGCUACCCUCCUCAGAUGAUGAGAAAAAUGACAAUAAAACAAAAAAGCAGCCAGCACAAAGGAAACAACCAGUAAACAAAACAUUACCUAGUAAUAAGCAAAGUAAAACACCAGUUAGAUCUGAAUACGUAGAGAAGAUGAAGAAAGAAACUGCUAAUAGGGUUUUACCAAAGCUGAGAGCAGCCGGCGAAGUAGUGAUUACACACACGCCAAGAACGUUUCCAACGCCGAGUCGAGAGUCAGCGGCGCAAGAGGAGGAAGCUUGGUUAAAAAAUAUCACUCAAGCAAGACGAGCUAUCGGGUUCGUAUCUGAAGAUCUUAGACCUGAGGAACAUGACCCUCAGUGGUGUAAAGAGAAAGGUGACGAGUUCUUUCGCAAUGGCAACUUUCUGGGCGCGAUCAGUGCUUACACGCAUGGAAUCACUCUGUCUGACAAACUGCCAAGUCUCUAUUCAAACCGAGCGGCAGCACACUUUGCUCUAGGAAAUUUCAAUAAAUGUGUAAACGACACUUCCACUGCGCUCGAUUUACUGAAUCCGCCAUGUGAGGGUAAUCGUAAAAGUCGUGCGAAGUGCAUAGCUCGCCGGGCCGCGGCGCUCGUGCGGCUCGGCUACUUGAACAAAGCCAUCGAUGAAAUGAAAGCGGCGGCGAAGUUGCUGCCCGAAGAUGAAACUAUUAAAGAAGAUAUCUAUAACAUGGAGAGAGCUUGGGAACAAAAACCAGAUUCUGAUUGA